CUCUCUCUCUCUCUCUUCUGUGUAUCUAUCUAUAUAUAUAUAUAUAUAUAUGUAUGUAUAUAUACGGACACAGACUUAUCUCUGUCUCUCGUGGAAUUCAUCCCAAGUCCCGUACUCCAAACUCAAACCAAAAUCAAAUCGAAUUUUCCACAAUAAAGAUAUCCUAAAUUCCUAACUUUCUUACUUUCUUCUUCACCCAUGGCUUCUCCUCACUUUCUCUCUCCUCCUCGCAAUCACUUUCUCUCUCUCUGACUUCGGCGGCGGAAGAUGCGGUCCCCUCAGCCGCUCAUCAACGGCGGCGGCGAGACUCCCUCUCCUCGCCCUCGAAUCCAAGCCCAAUCUCCUCACUUCCACUCCACCGUCUCCGUACAGAAGCUCCGCCGCCUCAACACCCUCAUUUUCGUCUUCCGAUUUUGCACUUUUUGUUUCUCCACCGCUGCUUCCGUUUUCAUGCUCGUUAACCCUAGAAGCUCCGAUUCGCCUCGCUGGUACAAUUUCUCCGCCUUCAGAUUCGUUUUGGCUGCCAAUGCCAUAGUCGCUGUGUAUUCAUUGUUCGAAAUGGGAGCUUCUGUUUGGGAGAUUUCCAGAGGCGUCACUUUGCUCCCUGAGAUCCUUCAGGUCUGGUUCGACUACGGCCAUGAUCAGGUUUUCGCGUACCUGUUACUGUCGGCGAGCUCAGCGGGGACGGAGUUUGCUCGGACGCUGAAGGCGGGGGACACGUGUACGGCCAGCAACGCGUUUUGCGUACAGUCCGACAUAUCCAUCGCCUUGGGAUACGCCGGCUUUCUGUUUUUGGGGCUUUCCUCGCUGCUUUCGGGAUUUCGGGUCGUCUGUUUCAUUAUCAACGGAACUCGUUUUCAUCUCUAGACUAGACUAGACUAGACAAUCAGUGAAUCUGAGCCCUUUAUUUAUUUAUAAUGAACGGUUUUGAUUUGUUUGAGAGAGGGAGAGUAUUUAUUUGGAUGUGUGAGAGUAUUCGUUCUUGGCUGUGCACCGUACUGUGUAAGCUUGAUUGAUUUGAUUUGAUUUGGGUUGGGUUGGGUUUGUUAAAAGUAAGUUCAUUCCAGGCUGUUGUGUUGUCUUCACUUUAAUGUUGUGCAUAUGCUAUUGGGAGAGCUGUGACCAAGACUGAUUUUUUCGUGUAAUUUUUCUUCUUGGUUUUUUCCCCUGAUCAAAAGAUUGUUUUUUUUCUUUUUUGAUGAAUAAAUCAAAGAGAUUGUUACAA
This is a messenger RNA of Camellia sinensis, 1225 nucleotides long. Its product is annotated as CASP-like protein 4C1. NCBI's taxonomy places the organism in Eukaryota, Viridiplantae, Streptophyta, Magnoliopsida, Ericales, Theaceae. The record is from RefSeq and is a predicted model, not a curated record.